Messenger RNA from Eruca vesicaria subsp. sativa (arugula), 1142 nucleotides. NCBI's taxonomy places the organism in Eukaryota, Viridiplantae, Streptophyta, Magnoliopsida, Brassicales, Brassicaceae. The record is from the annotation of a GenBank genome assembly.
AUGAAACAUCCCUCCUCCUCCGCCUCCCCCCGUCUCUUUUCAUCUUCUGCGUGAUAUUUCAAAUCUCUUUUUUUUCUCUUCGUCUUAAUUUCAAUCUGAAGCAACAAAUAAGAACAUCAAGUCUGGAGUUUUGUUUCCAGAAUAACACAUAAAUCCAAAAAGAGCAAAAUCAUCUUACUACAAGAGAGAUACAAGGGCAUCUCAUUUGACUCACAAUGGCUCCAGGAGGAAGUGCUUUGAAAGAAGUCCUUGAAUCUACUUCAGCUGGAAUGGAUUACGAGGUUAAAAUGGCGAAAGCCGAAGUUAAUAAUCACAAACCUACAAAGUCAGGGAGCGCAGGAGUUGGAAAAUAUGGGAUGCAUUCAAACAAUGGUGUCUACGAGCUUCUUGAAUGUCCUGUGUGUACUAAUCUAAUGUACCCUCCAAUUCAUCAGUGUCCAAAUGGCCACACCUUAUGUUCAAACUGCAAAGCAAGAGUGCAAAACACUUGCCCUACAUGUCGCUACGAGCUUGGUAACAUAAGAUGCUUAGCUCUCGAGAAAGUUGCAGAGUCCUUAGAAGUUCCAUGCCGUUACCAAAGUUUGGGAUGUCAUGACAUUUUCCCUUACUACAGCAAGCUUAAACACGAGCAGCAUUGCAGGUUUAGGCCUUACGCUUGCCCUUACGCUGGCUCUGAGUGUGCUGUUACAGGUGAUAUCCCCACGCUUGUUGUUCAUCUAAAAGAUGAUCAUAAAGUCGAUAUGCAUGACGGCUGCACUUUCAACCACCGUUAUGUUAAAUCAAAUCCACAUGAAGUUGAGAAUGCUACAUGGAUGCUUACGGUGUUCAACUGUUUUGGGAGACAGUUCUGUUUACACUUUGAGGCGUUUCAGCUAGGGAUGGCUCCAGUGUACAUGGCGUUCCUUCGUUUCAUGGGAGAUGAAAACGAGGCAAAGAAGUUUAGUUAUACCUUGGAAGUAGGAGCUCAUGGACGUAAACUAACGUGGCAAGGGAUCCCUAGAAGCAUACGUGACAGUCACAGGAAAGUCAGGGACAGUCAAGACGGUCUCAUCAUCCCUAGAAACCUUGCUCUCUACUUCUCUGGAGGUGAUAGGCAAGAACUCAAGUUGAGGGUAACCGGUCGAAUCUGGAAAGAAGAGUAA